AUGGUCCAUCAAGAAACCGCUUCAGCGAGAAAAGUCCGUCGGCAAUGGCAAAGCCAGCUCAAGGAUGCUGCACAACAGUUUGACGUCGUGAAAGAAGAACCCGAAACGUCGUCUUUGAUGGUUAGUAAGGGCUCUGCAGAAUAUGUCGAUCGCCCAGGACCUCCGCCAAGAUAUACUCUGAGAUCAGUUCCCCAAAAUGUCUCACUGUCCAACCCGUCAUCGGACGCCACCACGAGUACCGCUGUCUCAGAGUUCGAACCUCUGAUAAAGUCUGGCAGAACCUUGCGUGAUAAGUUGUUAAAAGCCCCAACAGGGAAAGAGUGGUCUGAAAUUGGUGAUAUUCACGCGUUCUCUAGAGAAUCUGGCCCAGGAAUGAUCAAGCCAGUGUUUUCAAAAGAUGUCAUCUCCCGGUUAGGGUGCUGGGGACGGACCUGUGGCUAUCAGCCCAUCCUGAAGCAUCAUCUCCAGGCUAUUCCUUACAGAAAGUUCGUCGAGGCACUCAUUCAUUUCGAACUACUCUCAUAUUGGCGAAGACAGUUUCAAUGCAAACACAACAUGUCAUGUUUCAGGCAACACCAGGAAUGGUUUGAAGUCGACGACGCUACCGCCUCCGGUUUUACGACCAACCUCCUUGAGUGGAUCACGGUAGCUAAUCCUUACGAUGAGCAGUGCAGGCUAAUACAGAAGUGGAACUUGGUCAUUGAGAGCAUGGUGAAGCGCCAAAUGGCCAUUACAUCUCAGGGCCUUCUGGACACACUUGAUAGCUCGUUUGAAAUUGUGGGCACGUACCACAACAAGAACGUCGCCCACGAAAAUGUUAGAAUUCGCACUGAAAUGACAGAACGCACCAGCGGCCAGACAAAAGCCUCUACAAGAGCGGCUGAGCGAUUUACCGCGCCCGACGCCAGUGACGGCGACAUCAUCUCUACACUUGCUGAUAUCAUUGUGUCUCCUACCUCGGCAGAAAGGUGUCUUCAUGCUCGGUCUUAUCUCUGGAGCACCGACGUCCUUUUUCUCGCAGGUAACAAACACAUUUGGUGGCCUUAA
Molecule: messenger RNA, 1047 nt
Organism: Cladophialophora bantiana CBS 173.52
Lineage: Eukaryota; Fungi; Ascomycota; Eurotiomycetes; Chaetothyriales; Herpotrichiellaceae
Exons: 1
Coding region: 1-1047 (348 amino acids)
Source: RefSeq, a predicted model, not a curated record